GUUCCAACCGUCUCCUAUCGCUCCUGGAAAUGUAAACUUUUCCGGAUUUCACUUGUUUCAAAUUUGGCCCUGCCAGCGGCCUAAGUAGCCAAUGAAAAGGGAAAUACGCACUGAGAUGUCAGCUUACAUUCCUGCGCAUGAGCGAUGACCCGAGCGGAAACCGGAGCCGGGAGGCCGGGGCGUGGCCCGAGCGUGGAGAUUCGGCGCAUGCGCUCAGCUCGCUCUGUGCGGCUGCCGCCGGGAGGCACCUGGAGUAUGUCGGCCCCUGUCGAGGAGCGCAGUGGGGUGGUUCCGUGCGGGACGCCUUGGGGCCAGUGGUAUCAGACCUUGGAGGAGGUGUUCAUUGAAGUGCAGGUGCCGCCCGGCACUCGCGCCCAAGAUAUCCGGUGCGACCUGCAGAGCCGGCACGUGGCGCUGGCGGUGGGUGGCCGCGAGAUCCUCAAGGGCAAACUCUUUGAUUCUACAAUAGCUGAUGAGGGAACAUGGACUUUGGAGGACAGAAAAAUGGUUCGUAUUGUUCUUACAAAGACAAAGAGAGAUGCAGCAAAUUGUUGGACUUCUCUUCUAGAAUCUGAAUACACAGCUGAUCCUUGGGUGCAAGACCAAAUGCAGAGAAAACUUACAUUAGAGAGAUUCCAGAAAGAAAAUCCUGGUUUUGACUUCAGUGGAGCAGAAAUCUCAGGAAACUACACGAAAGGUGGACCAGAUUUCUCAAAUCUGGAGAAAUAGCUAUUUUUUGCUGCAUUCUGUGGACCCUAGCAGAUGUUGCCAACUUGUUCAAAGGAACAGAUUAUAUGGUAGAAGAAAAAUGUGGAUGCCUACAGUAACAAAUUGCAAAAUAUAUUUAAGUAUGGUUCUAAAAAUUGCUUUCAAAUAUGAUUUACAUAGGGAACCUCUUAAAUACUGUGGUAACUAUUCUAUUAAUAUAUGAUAACUUUUUUUGGACUUGGUUUUGCUCAGCAUGAAGUUUCAUAUGAUGCAUUUUGCUAAUUUCAUAUUUAACCUAUAUUUUUAAUACAAAAAUUGUUAGGGUAUAGAUCAUAAUGAAAAGACAGGGUGCCUUCAGGGAAAAUUAAUUUUUUUCUUCUAAUAAGUGUGAUGUAGGAGUAAUGUUCAAUAAACUUUAAAAUAGGAAUUGUGUACCCUUUUGGCUAAGUAUACCAGUCCACACAAGGAAAUUAUAUUAAUGAAAAUUUUAGGAAAGAAAAAAAUCCGCAAGUAUAUUCUGAGUAAGUGAACUUUAAGAGUUAAUGAAAAUCUCUGAAUUAGGAUAUUAUUUCUUGAGAGAUCACUUUAUGUCAAUAAACUGAAAAGUAGUUAACCUCACAGUAGGAAUGGAUUAAUAUGAAAAGAGAUUUGGUGAAGUGAGUAUGAUUAUUGGCCAAGUGUGUUGUUAGCACCAUAAAACAAAUUAUGGUCAAUGAUUAUAAAUCAGUGACAUAAUUUUGAUCUUCAGUGAUCCAGACAUAGAAGUAAGAAUUGUCUUGAAAUUUUAUUUCAUCCUUUUAUCUUUUUUAUAAAAAAAAUUUAAACAAUCUCAAAUGUAUAGAAUAGUUACAACUAAAGAACAUAGAAUUGCUUUUUUUCCUCAACCAAUUUGUGUAAGUUGAUGACAUGAUGCCCAAUUACCUCUGUGUACCUUAGUGUGUAUUUCCUUGAAAGGAAACUCUUACAUACUACAAUACAACCUUUAAAAGCAGGAAAUAAGCAUUGUCACAUUACAACUAUCCAAUUCUCAGACCUUCAUUCCUUUCAAGUUCAAUUGUCCCAAUGUCUUUUAUAGCAAAGGGGUACAGUCAGAAUCAUGCCUUUCCUUUAGAUGUCACAUGUCUUAACUGUGCUUAAAUCUGGAACAAGUCCUCAUUUUCUCCUUGACUUUUACAACCUUGGCACUUUUGAAGAUUACAGACUUUUUUUUUUUUUUUUACAACAUUCCUCAAUUUGAAUUUUGUCUGAUAUUUCUUUAUAGGUUCAGGCUUUGCAUCUUUGGCAGGAAUGUUAAAGAAGUGAUGCUGUGUUCUUAUUGCAUCCUACCAUGAGUUAAUUUUAAUUUGUUCUUUCUCUUCUGGUGAUUACUUAAAUUACUGUUUAAGCCCUAACCGGUUUGGCUCAGUGCAUAGAGCGGCGGCCUGCAGACUGAAGGGUCCCAGGUUCGAUUCCGGUCAAGGGCAUGUACCUUGGUUGCGGGCACAUCUCCAGAAGGGAGUGUGCAGGAGACAGCUGAUCGAUGUUUCUCUCUCAUUGAUGUUUCUAACUCUCUAUCCCUCUCCCUUCCUCUCUGUAAAAAAUCAAUAAAAUAUAUUAAAAAAAUAAAUUACUGUUUAAGUGAUACCUGCUAGUCUUCUCCAUUGUAAAGUUACUCUUUUUAUGUGUAUAAUUGAGUACUUUGUGGAAGUUAGUUUCAAAUUAUGUUUCUUACUAAACUUUCAUUUUAUUGAUAUCUUUAUGGACUCAUUGUUUCCUACUUUAUUCAGCAGGUUAAAAUCAAUUAUUCCUAUUACUUUGAUUCUCAAAAUUUUUCUAGAUUUGGCCAGUGCCAGACCAUUCUAAGUGGCUUCUAUGUCCUUUUGACAUGUCCCCAUUAUUAUCUGAGCAAUUUCUUAAUCUGUCACAAGGCAUACUAGGCUUAUUAUGCUUUCUCUGCCCUAGCCCAAGAAUCAGCAAUUUUUCCAUGGAAUCUUGGUUUUCAUUCAUGGAGAAUGGUUUUUAGAAGUGAGCAAUUACUGUUGAUGUUUGUAUAGUGCAUACAUUUACAUCUAUAUUUAUAUGUAUUGAAAACUAUGUUGUUCACACUUGGUUUUUAGUAUAGUCACUUUCAUUUCUAAUCUCUUAGGGUCAUUUUUGUUUUCUCUCUGUAAUUCCUUUCAACAAUAGUGAGAAACCUGAUUCUGUUAUCCUUAAUGUAUUUGGUUCCCUAUUCUAGGCCUUGUUGCUAUGAAUGAACGCCUUCUCUCACUGUGUUUAGGCUCCAGCACCCUAUGCCAAUGAUAGCCUUCUCACCUGGGACCCUUACCCUCCACACUGGGCCACUGCAGCCCAGCCACUCCCUAUGUUCAUGUUACCCAGUAACUUUAGGAGUGAAAUUAUGGGGAAAAGGCUUUUUUCUUGUAAUUGGCUUCUCAUUUUAACAUUUUAAAAAUAUUUUAUAAUUUGAAUAAACAAAGUAAAAUGAACUUUUUUGUUUGUAGUUUUGUGAAUUUUAACAUGUAGAAAUAUGUUACCUCCAAAAUCAGGAGAUUGAACUGUUCAAUCACAAAAAUGCCUUCAUACUAGAUUUGUCUUUUUAACAAGUUCAUGUAAAUGGAAUCAUGUGCUAUCUUUUUUUAAAAAGAGCUUUAUUGCGAUUAAAUUCAUUUUACCCAC
This is a messenger RNA of Myotis lucifugus (little brown bat), 3363 nucleotides long. It is a transcript of the gene NUDCD2, whose product is annotated as NudC domain containing 2. Lineage: Eukaryota; Metazoa; Chordata; Mammalia; Chiroptera; Vespertilionidae. The transcript is spliced from 4 exons. The record is from RefSeq and is a predicted model, not a curated record. Gene Ontology annotation, biological process: protein folding. The coding region runs from base 145 to 729 and encodes 194 amino acids. Gene Ontology annotation, cellular component: cytoplasm.